Monodelphis domestica (gray short-tailed opossum) is the source of this 6009-nucleotide messenger RNA. Lineage: Eukaryota; Metazoa; Chordata; Mammalia; Didelphimorphia; Didelphidae. The record is from RefSeq and is a predicted model, not a curated record.
UCCCAAAUCCACUACCUAGAACAGCGGUUCUCAACCUCUCAAUUUGAGGCAAUGAGAAUACAUAAUGCAUAUCAGGUAUUUACAUUCUGAAUCAGAACUGUAGCAAAAUUACAGUUUUGAAGUAGCCACCAAAAUAAUGUUUUGGUUUGGGGUCACUGCAACAUGAGGAACUGUAUUGCGGGGUCACGGCAUUAGAAAGGUUGAGAACCACUGGUCUACAGCAACAAGAAAAAGAAAGAGGAGAUCAAAGAAUUGAACAUGCAACUAAAAAGCUAGGAAAAGAACAAAUUAAAAAAUUCUUAGAUAAAGAACAAAUUGGAAAUUGUAAAAAUCAAAGUAGAAAUUAAUUAAAUUGAAAGUAAAAGAACUAACUAAAAAAUAAGACUAGGAGCUGGUAUUGUGAAAAGAUAAAUAAAAUACAUGAAGUAUUCAUUAAUCUAAUUUUUAAAAAGAAAGAAGAGAAUCAAUUUAGCAGUAUCAGGAAUGAAAAGAGUGAUUACACCUGUAAUGUAGAGGAAAUUAAGGCAAUUUUAAGAGCUAUUUUGGUGUCUGUAAUGCAGGAGCCCAGGUUAGGAUGUGCCUGUUACCCUGCUGUGGGGCCUGGAAUAAGCAACAACCCCCCUCCACUAGAUUAAAAUUAAUAUCCAAUAACUCCAAGCAUUAUAUUUUACAAGCUUUAUUAAUAAUCACUUGAAGUAGAGAAUGAAAAAGAAGAAAACUAAAAACCUGAAUAAAGAAAGCUUUCCCUACCAAGUAUGUUGGAAAAGAGAGAGAGGCAGGGUCACACAGAAACUUUAUCUCCAAAACCUAAGGACAUAACAGGAGGAGGAACAUGGGAAGCUGGGAUUUAGAAUCCUGGGAAAUAGAUUCUAAUUAGACCUGCCCUUCCCAUCCUGUUCAGGUCCAUUCUGGCAGAAACUCCCAAAGUGUGUCUGAGGGUCAGUGUUCUGGGUCAGGCUGAAGCCCCAGACACAGGGACCUGGAGGGAUCAGCUUUUGUCCUGCCAUCCUGCCUGCUCCUCCUUACCAGACACCUCUCUGAGACUCCUGGACUGUUCUCUCUGGGAGUCUCUGCCUUUGCUCCUGGGGAACUCUACAAUCCUCCUUGGCCCAAUGCAGUCUCUCAGCCAGUCCAUUUGAAGUGGGACACUUCACAAAUGAGUUCAAACACAUAGAAUUUCGAUUAUUGGAACCGUAAUUUAUUACUAAAAGAGAGAAAUAAAGAAUCUACCAGCUGGGGCAGAAUUCCCUAAUGGAAAACUGUGUCAGACUGACAUUACAGGAUAACUUAUAUAGGUACAGAGUUAUCCAGGUUCUUAUCUGACAACACAGGAAUGCCAGGUUGGAGACAAGAAGCCCAUCCUGGGGCUGUUAUCCAAGGAGUGUUUAUCCUUACUUAGUCAAAAGUUAGUUUGCUGACCCUUUGAUAUUCCUGAAAUUCCUCUUUUGUCUCCUGGCCCCCUCCCCAAGCUAAGCAGAAACCAGUUUAUCUGAUUAAACAGCCAGGUCUGUUCUCUAAAAAUAGGGACAGGGGCUUAUCUCUUUUUCAUUUUUCCAUCUUUGGUCUUUUUGGGGCUACUUCACAUUCACCCUGACAAUGACAGAGGGGUGCAAGCAGGGCCUACAGGAGGAUCCCAGGGCCUCCUGGAGGAGAGUCUCCCCAGCAUUUAGUGUGGGGAGAAGGGGUUGAAGGUCGGGGAACCAGUCUGGACCAGAACGUUUGGUUCUUGGCAUUUUCUUCAAAGAGGGCUGGACUCUGUCCAUAAUUUUCCCUUAUGUGGAAACAGGAGGCAGCUGGAAGGGGAGCAGAGGAGCUGGCAGGGACCUGGGCAGAGAGGCAGGGAGGCCUCAGUUCCAAUGUGGCCACAAAGAGCUCCACUGUGUGACGUGGCUCAGACUGGAGGCACAGAAGAGAGAUGCGGGAGGAUAGAACAGGGAGAAGGUCACCCAGAGGUUCAGGGAACAGAGGGCAGCGCAAAGGCCUCUGGGAAACAGGAAGUCCAGAUCCUGCCCAGUGCUCCUCCCCCCUCCUCCCCUUCCAAAGAUUUUCCUGCUGGGGCUCCUUAGGGAGAGCUACUGUGCAUACUCACCCCACCCGCCUGGGCAGAGUGAGGCCCGCACAUUGCUCUUCCCCCAACAGGUGUCUAAAACCUCGGGGUGUCCUCAAGGGCUCCUGACAGGCCCUGGCCCCUGGGAUUCCCUUCGUUAUUCAGAGCCAGUGUGGGAGCCGCCGGAACCCACGUGUCUAGGAAGGUGCUUUGCCUGGCCCUGGUUGCUGUGGUAACCUGGUUGGGUAAAUGUCUGAGGACAGGGGCGUGUCCAAAGAUCCUGAGCGAAAGGGCGUGGCUAGAGCCAGCAGCUGAAGAGGGGCGGGGCCUUCUCCUUCCUUCUUCCUGUGGCUCUUUUCUCCUGCAGACCCCCAAUAAGUCUCACUCCUCUGCCUUGGCUAAGGAGACUAACCCUAAUCCUCGGGAUCCUCUUCCCCCUCCUUUUCUGCAAGAGUGCGGAGGAGGAGAAGAGAGUAUUUUUGUGUCUCCCCCAUCCAGCCCCGGAACCACGGGCAGCGCAGAGGCCUCUGGGAAGCAGGAAGCCGGAAGUCACGAUUGUGCCCAGUCGUCCCCACCUCCUGGGCUUCCAAAGAUUUUCCCGCCUUGUUUCUGUAUCCCCCGCGGAUCCUCCCGCGCACCCCACGGAAUGAACGGGUUAGAGCCGGGAGCCCCAGGCAGCGUGGACCCCCGGGUGGGCCCGAGUCCGAAUUCUUCUUUUUGCCAGUCUCUUUGGGGCAGACCAACUCUCUGUGCCUCCUUGAGGCUAAUUCCUGGAGACUGCAGAUCAGCCCAAAGUCGGGAGCCCCUCCCCCAGGUCUUUCCCUCCUUUCCUUCUACCUCAGACAGGAGAGAGUCUGAGUCUGAGUGACUGCCAACUGCCAGACACCAACUGCCACCCCCGGAGAGCGUAACUGUCACAGCAAACCGGCCAGCCUCGAAGCUGACAGUCUCAGCUCUGUCUGAAACUCCAAUUCUUUCUCAAGCCAGCUUCUCUACUUCUCUCUAAACUAAUUUCAGGCCUCCUCGUCCUGGGAAGGAGACAAGACCAGAUCCUGCUCCCCUCGGGGUGCUCCCAGUUCUUGGUUUGACCUCUGGGAGAGUCAGGCAGAGGAUUAACUCAGAUGGCCCAAGGAAAUGGCAAAGAACUCCAGUCUCUGCCCAGAAAACCUCGAAGGAGGGAAAAAAAUUACUAACGCAAGAACAGGUAGCCUGGAGUCCCAGGGAAUGGCUUUUGAAAGGAACAGACUCCCAGCCCAGGUGGUGGUAACAUUCAAGGAUGUGGCUGUGGACUUCACCCAGGAGGAGUGGCGCCUCUUGACCCCUCCCCAGAAGGAGCUCUACAGGGAGGUGAUGCUGGAGAAUGUCAGGAACCUGCUCUCUGUGGGGCUUGCAGUUCCCAGAGUAGAUGUGAUCUCUUAUUUGGAGCGAAGGGAAGCCCCAUGGAUGCUGGAGGAAGAAGGCCUGAGGAGCUCCUGUACAGAAGACGAGAUCAGACCUGAAAUGGAAGUGAUACCAAAAGAUAUGAACCUUUCUUUGGAAUAUAGCGACCAACAAAGAUUCAUGAGUGGUGAUCUAGAUAAAUUACCUUGGAGAGAAUUCUGUGUCGAUGUUCAAAAUUCAUUCCUUACUGAACAUCAAAGAAUGCAUAUUGAGAAAAAAUCUAAUGAAUGUAAUCAGUGUGGAAAGACUUUUAUGCACAGGGCCAGUCUUGCUGGACACUGGAGAAUCCACAUUGGGGAGAAAUCUUGUGAAUGUAAGCAAUGUGGAAAGACAUUCAGUCAGAGAUCCCACCUUGAUACACAUCAAAGAAUCCACAGUGGGGAGAAGCAUUAUGAAUGCAAGCAGUGUGAAAAGACAUUCAGACAUAGCUGUUCUUUUGCUAUACAUCAAAGAAUGCACAGUAGAGAGAAACCUUAUAAGUGCAAUCAAUGUGGAAAGACAUUCAGUCAGAAAUCCCACCUUGAUACACAUCAAAGAAUCCACAGUGGGGAGAAGCCUUAUGAGUGCAAUCAGUGUGAAAAGACAUUCAGUCAGAGAUCCCACCUUGAUACACAUCAGAGUAUCCAUAGUGGGGAGAAGCCUUAUAAAUGCAAGCAGUGUGGAAAGACAUUCAGACUUAGUUUUUCUUUUGCUAUACAUCAAAGGACCCACAGUGGGGAGAAACCUUAUGAGUGCAAUCAGUGUGGAAAAACAUUCAGUCAGAGAUCCCACCUUGAUACACAUCAGAGAAUCCAUAGUGGGGAGAAACCUUAUGAAUGCAAGCAAUGUGAAAAGACAUUCAGUCAGAAAUCUGACCUUAAUAAACACCAGAGCGUCCAUAGUGGGGAGAAACCUUAUGCAUGCAAGCAAUGUAGAAAGACAUUCAGUCAGAGAUCCCACCUUGAUACACAUCAGAGAAUCCACAGUGGGGAGAAACCUUAUGAAUGCAGGCAGUGUGGAAAGACGUUCAGGCAGAGCUCCAGUAUUGCAGUACAUCAGAGAAUCCACAGUGGGGAGAAACCUUAUGGAUGCAAUCAAUGUGGAAAGACAUUCAGUCAGAAAUCUGACCUUGAUACACAUCAGAGAAUCCACAGUGGGGAGAAACCUUAUGAAUGCAAGCAGUGUCAGAAGACAUUCAGGCAGGGCUCCAGUCUUGCUGUACAUCAGAGAAUCCAUAGUGGGGAGAAACCUUACAAAUGCAAGCAGUGUGGAAAGACAUUUAGUCAGAGAUCUCACCUUAAUACACAUCAGAGAAUCCACAGUGGGGAGAAACCUUAUGAAUGCAACCAGUGUGGAAAGACAUUCAGUCAGAGCUCUAGUCUUGCUGUACAUCAGAGAAUCCACAGUGGGGAGAAACCUUAUGAGUGCAACCAGUGUGGAAAGACAUUCACUAGGAAAUCUGACCUUGAUACACAUCAGAGAAUUCACAGUGGGGAGAAACCUUAUGAAUGCAAGCAGUGUGGAAAGACAUUCAGUCAGAGCUCCAGUCUUGCUGUACAUCAGAGAAUCCACAGUUUGGAGAAACCUUAUGAGUGCAACCAGUGUGGAAAGACAUUCAUACAGAGCUCUUACCUUGCUAUACAUCAAAGAAUCCACAGUGGGGAGAAGCCUCAUGAAUGCAAGCAAUGUGGAAAGGCAUUCAGUCAUAGAUCCCACCUUAAUACACAUCAAAGAAUCCACAGUGGGGAGAAACCUUAUGAAUGCAAGCAGUGUGGAAAGACAUUCAGUUGUAGCUCCAAUUUUGCUGUACAUCAGAGAAACCACAGUGGGGAGAAACCUUAUGAGUGCAAGCAAUGUGGAAAGACAUUCCGACAGAGAUCCCACCUUGGUAAACAUCAGAGAAUCCAUAGUAGGGAGAAACCUUAUGAAUGCAAGUAGUUUUGAGAGACAUUAAUUUGGUGCUUUUAUCUUUCUCAACAAUAGAUAAAUCACUAUCCUGAGGAAUUCUAAGAAUGCAAAUGUUAAAUCAAUACCCUUAAUAUGUCCUGUGUGAAGUUGGUGGAGAAGAUUUCUAUGAAAAUCAGAACUGAGAGUCAGUGAGCUAGAGCUGAAUAUUCUAUUACAAGGGAGACCAGGACUGAGGGGAUUAGGUAGGCGGCCAUCUUAAAGGAAGUGGGGGAGGACAGUUGAUCAGUAAAGAGAGAAAGGAAGCAUCCAUGGUCAGUUAAAUGCCUUUUGCCUCUGAAAUCUCUUGAAAACAAGAGGUCUUUCUGAGGCAAGGGGCUACUUCCAUCUGGGCUUCUAUAGAAAAUUGAAUGAGUGCUGCCUGUCUGUUGUUUUAAGAAGUUAGGGAGUUCAAGGACAUUUUAUAGACUAAGAAAUUAGGCCUGGAAUGCCAAGCAGAAUCUGCAUUGAGAAUAUGUUGUUUAGGGAAUGUUAAGAAGUAUUAGGAAGUUCUGGUAUAUUUACAUGGUAUAGAAUUAGCAAUCUCCUUACUCUCCUCUCUACCUGUAUUUCUUAAAUUAAAGAAAGUUUCUGUUAAA